Messenger RNA from Mauremys mutica (yellowpond turtle), 9501 nucleotides. RefSeq lists its product as uncharacterized. Gene Ontology annotation, molecular function: protein binding. The record is from RefSeq and is a predicted model, not a curated record. Lineage: Eukaryota; Metazoa; Chordata; Testudines; Geoemydidae. The transcript is spliced from 6 exons. The coding region runs from base 83 to 4690 and encodes 1535 amino acids.
AGCAUAAAUACUCUGACAAGUGACAGCUUAUUGUACUCCAAGCUGAUGGUUUUUAACAGAAAAGUCCAAUGCAUUUCUGAGGAUGAAUUGUAUUUUGGCUCUUGCUAGUUUUCUUCUGCUGACUUUCCUGGAAGUAACCCAGUCUUGUCCUCCAAUCUGUAAAUACUGCUCCACAGGGCUAGCAGAAUGUGAGCAUGUCUCGUCGCUUCAGGAAGUCUUACCAGGUUUGCCAAACUCCACAGAGAAAAUACUAUUACGUCACGGAAACCUCAGCAAGAUACCACCACUGGCUUUUCAGAACUUCCCCAGGCUUCAUUUGCUCUCCAUAACUGGAUUUCUGUUCUCUUCACUUCCAAACCUGACCUUUGUUGCAAAGGACGUCAGCAACCUGAGGAGUUUGGAUCUCAGCAGUAACUGCCUGCUGAGCUGUGGGAUUGAGCCUUUGGCUUUCUCUGGCCUGGGAAUCCUCGAGGAGUUGAUUCUUACAAACAAUGCCUUGGAUAUGCUGAAAAGUUCUUGGUUCUUAGAGUUGACUCUGCUCACCAAACUCCUCCUUUCUGACAACAAAAUUACAUAUCUUCCUCCAAGGACUUUUGAGAGUUUGGCUAAGCUUAACGAACUCAUUGUGUCUUCCAAUUUCAUUCAGUAUCUUUCCAUGGACACAUUUUAUGGGCUAGCAUCAUUGACCAAACUGGACUUAUCAAGCAAUGAAAUCCUGUUUAUUAAUAAUGAUGUUUUCCAGCCUUUGCAGGCCCUGACGCAUCUGUGGUUGUUUAAGAAUAAGCUGACUGCACUGGCCAGCGUUCCAGACUCUCUUACCUCGUUGUCUCUUAAUGAAAAUCCUUGGAUCUGCGACUGUCAUCUGGUGAGCUCAAUACAGUUACUGAAGGACAAAGUUCAGACACCCAGUGGCCUGGUUUGCAAUAGUCCGCCGAGCCUGAGGGGACACCAUGUGUUGAGUGUCGGGCCUGAAGUCUGUGCUUAUCCAACUCACGCAGGAAAUCUACCACAGGAAAGCACUUCAAAAUUGAACUCGCUGUAUGGCUUCACAGGUGGACUUUUCUUCAGUUUCAUCAUGUGCCUGAUUGUCUGUUUCAUCACAAAACACUGGAAAUAUAGCAGAGUUACUAAUCAGGCAGAGGAUGGACACGUCUUACAGAAGGACUCUGUAGAAGAGUUCCCAAGGAGCGUGACCGAUGCCCCUUCAGUAUCCCCUCUUCCCCAUAACUGUGUAAUAAAAGCAAAUAGGACAAGGGGCUUUCAGGAGGAAAGUGAAGCAGACACAAUAGAAAAAGCACUGUGUGACCAUUUGAAGAACACGUCCCAAUCCAGCAGAGAACAUUCCAAAACAAGCUCCCCAGUGAAGAUGCCUGGAGUAGCCCUGCUGCCGGCUCACAGUCCCACAGGUAAAAAGAUCAUGACAAUCUGUAAAGAUGGAAUGGAAAUUGGAAGAUUAACUGAACGUCCAGACAAAGCCACAAGCCCAGCACUCCAGCAAGUGGGCAACAAAAAUGUGGAGAGAACAGCUGAAAUCCCCAGAUGUGUCAGUGCACCCGGCUUACUUCCUAAUGUGGAGAAACAACCUUCUCCAAAAAGGGACCCUGGUUUGCAUUGCUCAUUGUUGAGCCAUGAAAAAACAAUCCCAACCAGGGAGUGGAUGGAGAAUGGCGAACCUGCCUUGGUGAAAUAUUUUGAAACCCAGUGGGAAGAGCAGGCUUUGAGUCCCAUUACCUGGUUUUCUGGUUCUCAAUGUUCCCAGACUUUGAUAAAUGUAGUUUCUCCAGCAGGAAGUGCUACACAUAUACAAACAAGCAGAGACAGAAUUCACACCACCUCUAACAAGAGAAGUAAAUCCUGGAGCCCCUUUCACUUCAACGUCUCCAGUCAUUUAACAGAGGCUCAUGGAGAUAGUGCAUCUAGAACAAAUGCUGAGAAUGGAUUUGAGGCCAACUUGGUGCAUUCAAGAAGACACAAAGACUGUGAGACUUUAUGUCAAGAACAUUUUAUAAAGAGUGAGUCCACUGUUACUACUGAGGGCAGAUUCAAAGAUCAAGGAAUGAAAGAACCAGACUUGCAGAAAGACAUCUAUCUUAAGAACUGCUGCAUUGCACAAAGUGAAAGCAACAAUCAGAGAGCGACUACGAACACAGGGGAUGUCAACCUCACUCCAGAACCUGAAGCACCAGCCAGCUCUCCACUUUCAGAUUUAGCCAGCCCUAGAGAACAUGCUGGUGCCAGCAACCCAGAUAAUAAAGACAUCAAGCCUGCAGCGGAGGGAAAAUUAGUUAGCCCCUGUCUUGGAAAAGAAGAUAUCCAUCCCCAGUCUUUCUGUAAUAAUGAUAGAUUGGGAGAAGAGAGGCCCAGCUGUAGAACACCCAGGAGUGAGAAACCCGACAAAGAAUCUUCCUUAAAGAACAAUAAAUUAACAAAGGAGAGAUUUUGGAACUACCAUACAAAUUGCUGCAAUGAACACCAGCCCUGCCCAAUUGCUCAGAAAGUAUUGAAGGAGUUGAAGACUGCACUUCUGACUUCGAGAGAGCAAUUAGAUCUGUCCGCACAAGCUCCCCCCUCUGACAUGGAUCUUCUGAAAGAACAAGAAGUGACCACAACUUUCCUUGCCCAGUGUAUAAACAGUGAGGAGCCACUAACAAACAAAUGGGAAAAGGGAAACUCUAGCACUUUGCCAGAUGUACACGCUUCCUUUGCUCCUGAUGGAAUUUGCCAUCAAGAGUUGCCUGGAGAUGACAGUAAAAUUUCUUGUGGAUUUCCUCAGACAAUAACUCUGCAGCUGGGCCAACAAACCAGUAUAUCUCACCAAGAAGCUGGUGCUGAAUGCCCGUCUCUAAGUAAGGCAAUUGUUGAACUCAUCAAUGAAUUUCAAGAGAGCACUGAGAAAUGCAUUGUAAAAGAUCAGAGCAGGAUGGUGGAUAGUUUGGAGCAACUGCCGUUAGGAAAUGCCUCUGUUAGUGCCAAUCAUCUCCCGUCCAGAAGAUGCGAGAAUGCACGUAAUGAACAUGUUGCCCAGGACUGGAAGUCUUUGAAUGCCGAAACCCAUUCGGAUGCACUGACACAAACAUAUAAUACCAUCAAUGAGCAUUUUGCAGGAGGUGAAGAAGGUUGUGUUCCUGCAUCUCCAAGUAUUUUACGCAGAGAACUCUGCUAUGUGAAGUCUCUACAACUCAGUGCUAUGGAACCUGUCUAUUCUUGCCUCCCUCUCAGUGCAGAUGAAAGCACCCUGGAUCCUGACUCUCUAACUUCCAGUCCGAAUAUUAGUAAAGUUUCUUUAUUGGACAUUCACGAAGUUGAACGUAAAAGUGUAGCAGACAGGAAGUCCAACCAUUAUUUGUCAAAUUAUGUUAUUUCGGUGCAGAAAAUGCAAAUUUCUCCAAGUGAAGAGAAAAGUGUAGGCAGAUUGAGAGAUGAAAGUGCUGAUGCUGAAUUCAUGCUUAAUGAGAAUGAGGCAGCUCAGUUUAAUAUCAACGAGGAGAAAACAAAGGAAUUUCAAUCUGACUGUACUGAGCACAAUUCAUAUGAGUUAGUGAACAUUGUUAGCUCAAAUGACACAGACCACCAAAAGAAUAUUAGGGAGCUGUUAGCCCCUAGUGACAUUUUGAGGAUUGAAAAUAAUACCUGGCAUAAUACAGACAACAAUCCUUAUAGAAGCUGCUUGGAAAAUGCCUGCAGUUCUAUAGCAGCCGAUCGUAAUGAAUGUGACGAUGUUGGAUGCAAAAAGGAAACUGGCCAUGAAUAUCUCUACCAACCUGCUGCAUCAAAAGGGUGCAGAUCCUCUACAAAUCCUUCUCUUACUGUUUAUGAAAGUCAAGCAGAAGAAAUCAGUGUUGCAGGCUAUGAUGGUACUGUUUCUCAUUCAGGCCAUGCCUCCAGGAAUACAGGAAUUCAGCAAUUUGCUUGUAAUAAAAAGGACAAGUUUCAGCUCCAAAAUAUACCAGUAAAUCCAAAAAUGGAGAACGAACCAGAUAUGAAAUAUUCUAAACCUAAAUACCACAUGUUAGUGGCUGGCAACACAGAUGCCAGUCUUUGUGUGGCUGGAGACAACCCCUCUGCCAGUCCAUAUUUAGAAAGCGGACAACCCCUGGAGAUUGGACUACAUUCGAGGACCAUUUGUCUGCCAGAGCAGUCUGACAGGUGUCUUCUGCCACAAGAUUCUGCGCUUUCUGACCCACAGAAGAAGGAAUUAGAGCAAAACUGGAGUGAAAGUCUAUCAGCAAAACAACUUAAGAAAACAUAUUGUUCUGUUUUCAGACUACCUACCGAAGGCUCAUCUUUUGGGAGGCUUUGCCAGAAUGUAGACUGCACCAUUGAGCCUCCUCAUCUGAGCAAGGGAACAUCCCCCACUACCCCACUGACACCAAAUCUUUGUUUAUUGGGACAAGAAACUGAAAUACAUGCAAAUGGAGAGUCUUUGGCAUUCAACCCUCAACUGAUGGAUAAAGCCACAUAUUUAAGUUGCCUUUAUAAUCCAAAGACACCAAGGAAACAAGCAAACGAACUAAGUGUACUUUCUAAUCUCCGCUAUUGUAAAAUUUCAGCAAAAGUAUCUUUUGGUGUGGAGGAGGAGGGAGGGAGGACAGUGUCACACACAAAAAAAGAAAAUGACCCAGACCAAUUAACAAGUGACCAUCAGUAUAAAUCUCCAGCUAAAAAAGUAGUCACCGCAGAUAGCAACUGAUGUAAGUAAUACUACCUGAUUUGAGGCACUAGACUUUGGUAGAGCUUUGCACAGCUAAAAUGUAAUCAACUUGUAAAAUAAUGGGUUUGUGUAUGUAAAUGAGGACAGUCAAAGAUGACUCAAAAAUACCACUACCGUAUUGUGCUAUAGAGAUACACGUAAUGCUUUUCUGUUACACAAUGAUCUUGUACAUCACUCUGGCCCUGUGUUUUCAGUCUGUUACAUUUCUGAAUGAAAUACAAUUUCAAGAUACCCGUGUAUGUAAUUUUUGAUCUUGAACUAAUCAGAAGUGUUAAACAUCCCAUGAAAAAUAUUUAGUGGCAUGCAAGUUUAGGCCUUACAUUUGAUGUGCUCAGUGUAAUAAUGUACCUCAGCCAGGUGCAACCUGUUCAUAGAUGUUCUGGAAUUAACAAAGCUUACCUGCUUUAAAGAAGGAAAGAGUAAUGCUUAAAGAUGAUGGGGUGUUUUUCUUGUAAAUGUUUCCACCUAGUUUCUUCCCUCUCUUCCAUUGUGGAUAGACAAUGCUUUGAAUGUUCUGGGAGAUGGACUUUUAUCUUGGCUUUUGAACAAACAAUGCGUGGUUUCUUUGGGUGACAGAGACUUUACCUACUGUAUGUAGGGGAAAAUAUAGGGCAAAUUGGGUUGGACUAGCUAACAUUGAUGGUGCAAUGAAGCAUCUCUUUAUCAAAUGACGAGGGUAAAAUCUUUUUUCUGCAAGUAAGGAUAAGAUAUUGCCCUUUAUAUCCUUACUUUAAGGAUGUUAAUAUUGUUGGUAUAGCUCAGUGAUUUGAGCAUUGGCUUGCUAAACCCCUGGUUGUGAGUUCAGUCCUUGAGGGGGCCAUUUAGGGAACUGGGGUUUAAAAAACAAACAAACAAAAACUGUCUGGGGAUUUCUCCUGUUUUAAGCAGGGGGUUGGAUUAGAUGAUCUCCUGAGGUCCCUUCCAACCCUGAUAGUCUAUGAUUUGGGCUGACAUUUGACUGGAACACAACAUUCAUACAAAACAUUGUUAAGUUAAGGGAGGGAGUUUUGAAAAUAUUUGAAUUUUUAAAAGAAUCACAAAACAUAUCUCAAUUUUAGAGUGCUGCAAAAUGGGUUUGGUAGCCUAUCUGAGCUUUGGGAUUUUUGGAAGGAGAUUUCCAACUGACUUCAAAAUUACAGCUCACUUCCUCUUUCUAACCCCUUCAAAAACAUUUACAAAAGCGUAUGCUGUUGCUGCAUGCAGCUGUUUUAUUUUAACUUUAUUUUUUACAUACCAGUGUGAAGCAUCUUCACAUUUAUUUGUACCAAAAAAAAAUCUCCAGUUGGCUGUCUACAGUGUAUUUCAAAACAUUUCCCAAAAGAGGGUCCCAUACGUGGAAAGACCUGGAACUCUAAUAUGUAAUUGCUAAUAAAAAUGCAUGCACUUGCUGACCUGGAGGCGUGUGAAUUCCCUUCUGGGAAAUGUAGAUGUGACCAUUUUUUCAUACAUAUUUUUCACACUUAGAGUCAAAAGCAGUUUUUAAUAGGAAGUACAUAUGCUCUGUACAAUUUUUUGGCUAUUCAGAUUUCCCUUUCAAUGUUGAUCUACAAAUUUAGUCCAUAUUUGCAAUAUAAAACAGUAAAUGGACAUAGACCAUGCAAGGAAUUAAUUUGUCAGUAAAUCUGUAAAUAUCAUUGCCAUCUCUUAUUUUGCUUAUUUCUGCAUUUUCCCCAGGCUCACUGGUUUGUUUGUUAAGCACAAACAUACCCUUCAGAAAGUAUGUGUGGUGGUGAUUUGCCAGAGAUUAGCCAAGCUAGUUCAAUCAACUUCAGAGACUCUUUCUGUCUCACUCAGUAACUUUUGGACAACUGAUGGAUAACCAAAAGUGCACAAAACUCAUAUCCUGCAGCAUGUCUGGCAAUAUUUUAGAUACCCGUGGUUACCACAGCAGUGCUGCUAUCCCCAGAAGUGCCUGCCUUCUGGAGCUCAUGGCAUGUAGUGUUGAGAGUUCCCGUCUGUACCAUCUGACUCUUUUCUAUUAUUUUUUCUGAAAUAUCAACUAACUAGACUUGUCCUACUCAGGCAAUUAUUCCUUAUCACUCCUGGCACAUUUCUUAGACCAGAGCAAUUGAGGAAAAGAAAAUUAACAAACUAUUCUUCUGAAGAUAUUUGUACUUUCCUAAAGACUGACAAUAUUACAGCCUUCAUUAUAGGGUAAGAAAAUUCAUAACUGCUUCCUAUAUAUACAUAGGUUACUUAAUUCUUCAUUAAUCAUGCAGGCACCUUGCCCUGUUGUAUAGUAUUUUUAAAGAGAUGGUCUUUAUAUAAAAUUGUGCCUAUGGCUGCCAACAACAGAGGUCAGUACUGUACUUAUUGGCUGUUGGAUAAGCUAUCUUUUCUUUCCUGAAUACUUAGUUUUGUGUCUUCUAAAUAAGAACAAAAAUGAAAAUAAACAUCUGAAGCAAUUGUAUGUAACUGUGUUGUUUCAUGCCUCAGACGUUGGUUUGUGGCCUAGACUACUGUCAUAGGUAUGUCAGUUUUAUAUUUACUGUAUCCCAUAGACCAUACUGCUGUUUCUUGCUUUUUGAACAACUGAAAAGCAUUUGGAGCAUUAGAACUACAUACGAAGGUGGGACUUUGCCCAGGGUCCCCUUCCAAAACAGCCUUUUUUAUAAGUGGACACACAGUUUUCCCGCUGAUGCCUUCAUGUUUUCAGGAGCAUUACAAAAAUAAAAUAUUUCAUUUUUACAUUAGUCUUGUAACCAAUUCUAAAGAAAUAGAAAAUUAAACAUUUGAUCUUAGAAUUUCAUCAGCUGUAGCUAAAUAUCUACAAGUGAUUUUUUUUACAUCUCAUUAGAUUUACCAUCAAUUUACACCAUAGAAAUUUGUAAGAUUUUAAUUUGUAAAAGCAUCAUUCUUUUUUAAAAUACAUGUAUAUAUUAAACAAAUUGAAGCAUUGUCAAAGUACCACAGAACACUGUUAAGGUUUUUGGUAUUAUAAUAAAUCAUGCAUAUUCUAUAUGUGUUGGUUUGGGUUUUUUCUUAUGUUAACCAUUAUUAUUCGGUAUACUAUAUUUAUAAUUUUUGCCAACCUAACGUACUGUUCUGCUACUCAGCUGAGUUAGCCUUAACACUUUGCCUUUUAGCACCCUUAAAAUGUGAUCUUUGAUUUGGAGGCGAUCACUCAAACAAAUACAGUACAUCUUUUUUUUCAGUGUGCGUCGUGAAUUCCUGUGCAAUUAAUUGAUCAUUCUGAAAACGUGCAGUAUAAUAAACCCUUUAUGACAGCACACCCACAAACUUGCAUGCAGCAGAAAAUAACCCCUAGUACUAAGCGCCUGAUCUGUGAUGGCUGUUUGGCACUUCCAACUAGAUUUUAACAUUAAAAACAUGCAUGGCUGCAGGAAGUGCACUUUGUUGCACUGUCCACACACACACUAUAUAUUACUUCUCUCUACUUAUAGAAUCACUUCCUAUUUACAUACCUCAUCAGCCCAGGGAGCCAGUCAAAUGAAAAGGUGCAAGAUGAAUGCUCAUACCAUAAGCAGAAAAUACGCAAGUAGUAUGCCUAGGCUUGGAAGGAUUUGAUUUUUAUCAGUAAAUGUCAGUAAACAUCAAUUUCACAAACAAAUAUCUCCAUCGGUGGUAACGGAAAUUUACAGAUAGGCAAAAUAAGAAAAGUGCUGCUUGAGAACUUAUUAGAGUUUGAUUUAAGUAUAGUUACUUUAUAUAACGUGAUGUGAUAUUAAUAAGUUGUAUUUUAACAGCAGCAAAGUGUUAACUUUUUGAAUCUGAAUGUCUACUGUCAUUAAAUGAUUGUCUGCUCCCUUAGUUUCCUGCAACUGUGAACAUUUAAAUCAGUGAAAAUUUUAAACAGUUCUUAAAAACAAACUGAUAUUUUCCAUCAAAAUUGUAUUUUAAAAAAUCAAAUUCUGCCAAGCCUAAAAACACACAGCAAGGCAUAGCAAGUCAAGAGUAUAUAGAGUUGACCUGUAACUUCUUUUACAAAUGGAUAUAUUUGUGUCUAAUUAUGGCUUUGUUUUACUAUAACCUGAGUGAAAAAUAGGGAUUGGGAACCCUCCAGAAGUCUGUAAUUUAGACUUGGUUUAACAUAUUCACAGUUUGAGGAUUAUCAAAACUAUCUGAAUCUCUUGAGUCUGCAAAAUGACACAUAAAUCUCAAGAGAACAGGUGUGCUUCUGAGACUUCUGUUACUUCCUCUCAGAUAUCCUGCAAGAAUAAUCUUUUCUCAUGAUACUUUGACACUUCUCGUCCCAGCGAGAAAUAAAUGGGAAGAAGAAAAACCUUUGUUAUCCAAACAUUAUAAAACUUCAAAAAUGGUUCUGUUUGAGUCUGGGUCUAGAAAUGGCUGAACGUUCAGGGGAAAGCUUAAUGCUGCUUCCUUUACCUGCUGUAAAUCCUACAGAUUUUUCCUACUAACUCUGAAAAUUAACUCAUUGAAAUCUGCUGAAAACAACUAGUGUACCUAUGGGUGCAUAUCUAGAUACUCCAAUGAAUGUAAACCCCUUAAUUGCCCAACAUUAUCCACAUCGUGUGUUAUUUGUGGGCUUGUUUUUCUCCAAAGAUGUGCAACAUUGUAUUGAGGGAACUCCAGCCAGGAGAUGAAGUUCAUUACUUUCCUCACUGUGCCUGGGAAACACAAGGCUUGCAACAUAUUAAACAUUGCUGUGUGAUUUCCAUACACAAGUCUGUCUCGUUCCAAUUAUGAUAUGACAAUUUAAUUGAAUUAGGAAACUGUAUUAAAAGCUUUUUUGAUUGGCAGCACCAACUACACAGAACCUAGUCCAGGUUUUAAAAUCUUCCUACAUGAUGCCUGUUGAUCUGCCUCUU